Polypterus senegalus (gray bichir) is the source of this 539-nucleotide messenger RNA. Its product is annotated as tripartite motif-containing protein 16-like. Lineage: Eukaryota; Metazoa; Chordata; Cladistia; Polypteriformes; Polypteridae. The transcript has 4 exons. Bases 43 to 534 code for a protein of 163 amino acids. The record is from RefSeq and is a predicted model, not a curated record.
CUUAAGGAGAGAGAGAAGAAACUGAGGGAGACGAGGAGGGUGAUGGAGCAGAUGAAGGUCUCUUUGGAAAGAGAAUUAGAGGAAAAUGAGAAGAGCUUCACUGAUCUGAUCCACUACAUUGAAGAAACUCAGAAGAAACUGGUUGAGAGGAUCAGAGAACAAGAAAAGAGAGAAAUAGAAAAGGCGGAAGGAGUCAUGGAGCGACUAGAGAAGGAAAUUGAGGAGCUGAAGAAGAAAGACACUGAGCUGAAGGAGCUUUCGGACACCAAGGACAACAUCCACUUCCUGCAGACCUUCUCAUCUCUAUGUGUCCUUCCUUCUGAUGGAGACUCGCUCAGCUUCACUGUCACUGAUGAUUUAUCUUUUGAGGACCUGAGAAAGGAACUGUCAGGUCUGAAAAAGAGUCUAGAAAAGAUCAGCCAGUGGGACAUCAAGACAUGGACAACAUCAGGUCACGAAGCUCCACUUGUCACCCUACAGCCUCCUGAACCUCAGAGCAGAGACGAGUUUUUACAUUGUGAGUUUAUAAUUUGACUAAA